Jatropha curcas is the source of this 1502-nucleotide messenger RNA. RefSeq names its product metal tolerance protein B. Lineage: Eukaryota; Viridiplantae; Streptophyta; Magnoliopsida; Malpighiales; Euphorbiaceae. Gene Ontology annotation, cellular component: vacuole; plasma membrane. Gene Ontology annotation, molecular function: zinc ion transmembrane transporter activity. Gene Ontology annotation, biological process: zinc ion transmembrane transport. The record is from RefSeq and is a predicted model, not a curated record.
AGCAGGGGAAUACCAUUCCUCGUGCUUUCAUCAACAAGAAGUUGUUUGCCAAUUACUUUCAGGCCUUUCACGCUUCCGAUCGUAACGUGCCGGGUUCUUCUUCUCCCCUUUAUUUAAGAAAAUAAACAACAGUAGAAAGUGUGGAAUUCGGAAGCAGGGGAUUAUCAUUCCCCGUGCUUUCAUCACAAGAAGUGUUUUGCCAAUUACUUUGAGGCUUUUCACGCUUCUGAUCAUAACCCAAUUUCUCAAUUCAUGAGAUCCGAUAAUCAGUCCCUCUAAAGUUUCUGUCCUCUGUCCUGUCGUUUACGGGUAAACAUGUUCUCCAAGAAGAUGGAACAUGAGGAAGCCUCCAUUUUGCAAUUGCAAAACCAGAAGGAUGUUGAGAUGAUAGUAUCAUCUGAAGAAAAUGCCAUUCUUCCUGCUACAGCACAUUUAUCUUGCAAUUCUGUUUGUGCCUUCUCCAAACAAGAAAAUGAUACUCUUGAAUCCGAAGAACGAUCAAAGUCAGCUGUAAAACUUGUGGGGCUUAUAAUUUUCUAUUUACUAGUCAUGACAGUAGAAAUCGUCGGUGGCUUGAAAGCCAACAGCCUUGCAGUUAUUACAGAUGCAGCCCAUUUGCUGACUGAUGUUGCUGGAUUCUGUGUCUCUCUUUUCGCAGUGUGGGCUUCGGGUUGGGAGGCAACAUCACAACAGUCAUUCGGAUUUAACCGCCUUGAAGUUUUAGGUGCCCUUCUAUCAGUGCAGCUUAUAUGGAUAGUCUCUGUCAUCUUAAUCUAUGAAGCAGUUGACAAAAUUAUUCACAGAAGCUCUGAGGUAAAUGGAGGACUAAUGUUUGCAAUUGCAGCCUUCGGAUUCAUUGUUAACUUAAUCAUGGUUGUAUGGCUAGGUCAUGAUCACUCUCAUCAUGCUUCUCAUGUUCAUAAUCAUGAUCACAUUCACAAUCACAAGGAUGGGGAUUUAUGUCCAGGAAACGAAGAGGAGGGAACUGGACUGGUAUUAAGUUCUCCUGAAAAAAGAAAAAUAUUAAACAUAAAUAUUCAAGGAGCUUACUUACAUGUCAUGGCUGACCUAAUUCAAACUGUAGGCGUAAUGGUUGCUGGAGUAAUUAUUUGGUUAAAGCCUGAAUGGUUGGUAGUUGAUCUGAUAUGCACUCUUAUUUUCUCUGGUUUUGUUCUGUAUUCUACAAUACCGAUGCUUAGGGAUGUAUAUGGCAUUCUGAUGGAGAGGACACCUUGUGAGAUCAACAUUGGCAAGGUGGAGUGUGGUCUGAAAUCCAUAAAAGGAGUUCAAGACAUUCAUGACUUGCAUAUUUGGGCUAUCACAGUAGGGAAGUUGGUUUUAUCUUGCCAUGUUGUGGCUGAGCCUGGAAUCAGCUCUACUGAAAUACUUAACAGGAUUAACGAUUACUGCAAAAAAACAUACAGGAUUCGUCAUGUAACUGUACAAAUCGAGCAGUAAGUUAAAGAUUUACAAAACAGAGCUUUUGUUCCGCGCUUCUCAUC